Girardinichthys multiradiatus is the source of this 2469-nucleotide messenger RNA. RefSeq lists its product as uncharacterized. Gene Ontology annotation, molecular function: GTP binding. Bases 136 to 1893 code for a protein of 585 amino acids. NCBI's taxonomy places the organism in Eukaryota, Metazoa, Chordata, Actinopteri, Cyprinodontiformes, Goodeidae. The record is from RefSeq and is a predicted model, not a curated record. The transcript is spliced from 4 exons.
AAAAGUGGUCUACAUAAAGCUGUUCCUACAGCAGAGAAGAGUCAAUCGUAUCUUGUACCAUUAUAAGAUCCACUCAAGAUAGAUUCCACAUUUGAAAUCGUGCCGGAAGCGCAGAGGCUAAAUAUCUAGGUGAAGAUGGUGAUGCACACUGCCCAUGACAGUAUCUGCGAAUCCGCUGAUAAUAAGGCUGACAACUGUCUCUACAACGAAGCAUGGAUGAAGAUAGCAGGCCCUGCAGCAGGACCACUUGGGGAUGUUUUCUUAGGAUCAAGUGUUGUGGUUCAGUCAGAAGUCACGGUUGCAGGAAGAGGCAUUCAGGCAGUAGAGGAGCACUCUGUAAAUGUGGGUGUUUAUAAUGCAUCAAUGUCGACGCCACAAGGACAAAGAGCAGAGGGAGUGAAACCACAGACAGUGGGAGCAUCAAAGAUCAUCAUCAAACGACCAGAUGGUGCUCAGAAGUGCAUCAAAGUGCUGAGAGCUUACAGGAUCGUCCUGCUGGGAGAAACCGGGGCUGGAAAAAGCACCCUUGGAAACACCAUAUUUGGAGAGGAUGUGUUCGAACCUGGCAGCACAACUGAAUAUUAUAUUCAGUCCAAAUCGGUGCAUGGAAGAAGAAUUACUUUGUUGGACAGUCCUGGUUUCUCGAAUGCUCACCAACCUGAGGGAGAGUUAAAGGAUAAAAUAGCGAGGUGUACCACAAGCUGCACUCCUGGUCCCCAUGUUUUUCUGAUUGUGCUGAAAGUGGAGAAAUCCUCUGAGCAACAGUUAUCUGUAUUUGACAAACUCUCCAUGUGCUUCUCAGAGGAAGCAUUUAAAUAUGCUGCAGUUGUUUUUACUCAUGCUGAUCAGCUUCAGGAGAAAAUGAAUAUUGAACAGUAUAUCAAUCAGAAACAAUCUCUUAAAGAUUUGGUAAUGAAGUGCGCGGGCCGAUAUCUUGUUAUUGAUCACAAGUGCAGCUCGGGGGUUGAAAAGAACAAUUUCCUGAUGAUGUCACAACUGUUCAACAUGAUAGAUAAUAUAGUGAUAGAAAACAAAGGAGGGUGUUACACCAACAAAAUGUUACAGGCGCAUAAGAGAGACAAAGACGGCACUAAAUCAGGUAACCCAACACAAUCAAACACCGACAACAGAGUUAACCUUAAUGCCUGCAACAGUCUGUGGAUUAACUUCUCAGGUCCUGUGGGGAACGUGGUGGCAGAAGCUUUCUUUGGGUCAGCUGUGGUAGCUUCACAAAAAGUGCAAGGAUCCCUCAAGACUGAGGAAACAGAAGAAUGCCCAUCAACGACUAGUAAUGAGGGAGAUUAUAAAGCAGCAUAUUCUGAACCAGAUAGUACUUCUGAGGCAGAACCCAGAAAGGCAGCAAGGGAAAUAGAGGAAAAUGAAAUGACACAAGAAGGAGACAGUGGCUUUGUGAGAAAUGUGUUGGUAGGUGUGCUUGCAACAACAGUGUUCGGAGUACUUGCAACUUUUUUAAAUUUAUUUAUUAGUGGUCUAACUAAAUUAUUAGGUUUAGAAUGGAAAUCUGGAGCAAAACAUGUGCCAGCAGAUGUACGAGGUUCAACUGGAGCAGAAGGUGCAACAGCUGAAGUAGGAAGUGCAUCUCAGUCAACAGUUUCAGGCAGGGCAGCAGGAAGUUUUACAAAAGGUGUAGGAGGUGCAGCAGGUAUGGGUUUAGUAGGGGCAGCAGCAUGGGUCACAAAGAAGAUUAAACAACUAAUCCAUCUUUAUAACAUCAUCAAGCAGAACAUUGGAAUUGUCCUACUGGUCGUUGCUUUCUACACCCUGCUGUUGCUGUCGUUUUGUGUCAGAGUGCCAAUGGCUGGAACCAUUCUCUUAUCAUGUGGAGUCUUGGCUAUGUUUUUGAUCAUACUGUUGUUAUUGAUUGCCAUAUAAAAUAACAGUUUGUGAAUCUGAAUCAAAUUUAAUGUUUAUAUAUUUUGGUUACUGAAACCAAAAUAUAUAAACAUGGAUAUGUAAUUGUUGAAUUUUAAGAUGUUGUGUAACUGUUUUUGAUUAAUGUGGACAUUUUAAAAGUAUCUCUAGAGAAUUCUUUAACAACUUUUUUUUAUUGUUCAUUGCAUCAGAGACUGCUGUUUUGUCUUAACACACCCAAUGUUUCUGUGUUUACUUCAUGAAAGUUGAACUAUGGUUUCAGAAGGAGAAAUUUGUUUCACGAUGUCUUAAUCCCUGCAAGGAUAUUUGAGGAUGGAAAUCUGUUCAAUUAUUCCAGGUUUUUGCAGACCUCUCCUAAGAGCCCUUUGUUGCUUGUUUACCCAAAAUGUAUAUUUUAAUCUUUCUCAUUACCCUUACUAUGUUAAUCUUGUUUCUGUUUACUGUUGGACUCUGCCAUGCGCCCUUUUUAAUCAACUAUGUCAUUCAUUUUCUGGAGGGUCAAAUGGUUUGACCCCCUAUCAUGUAAGUCUGUUCUAUCGAAAAUUUAAGAUGAUAAAUAAAUUAAUGAUAAAUUAA